AAAGAAAGCAGAGAUUUUUAGAGCUUCAAUUGAAGAAGCUGAAGCUACAUGUCUCUUUUAUAAUUAUCAAUAUUUUUUUCCCUUUUUCUGUCUCUCUUCUAAUAAUCCAAAACUUCCCUUCUUUCCUUCAAAUUCUCGUGUAUCUCGACUGGGUUCUUUUAGUUUUUGACUCUUUUAUGGAAAGUUGAAGUCUUUCAAACAUGUGAAUUUAGUAGUGUCUCUCUUUUGUUUAGUUGCUGGGUUUGGACAUCAAAGUUUUUGUUUGCAGCCAUGUUGAAUCUCGGUUACUGUAAAGGAUCAAUGUCAACGGCUAGUUCUGGUGGUGUUUCAGAUCAGUUCCCGGCAGGGUUACGUGUGUUGGUUGUUGAUGAUGAUCCAACAUGUCUUUUGAUCUUGGAGAAGAUGCUUAGGACCUGCCUUUAUGAAGUCACAAAGUGUAACCGAGCAGAGAUUGCGUUGUCUUUACUUCGAGAGAACAGAAACGGGUACGAUAUUGUUAUAAGUGAUGUCCACAUGCCAGAUAUGGAUGGAUUUAAACUUCUCGAGCUUAUUGGGCUAGAGAUGGAUCUGCCUGUUAUCAUGAUGUCAGCUGAUGAUGGGAAAAAUGUGGUCAUGAAAGGUGUAACUCAUGGUGCUUGUGAUUACCUGAUUAAACCGAUUCGCAUUGAGGCACUUAAGAACAUAUGGCAGCACGUGGUUCGGAAGAGAAAGAACGAGUGGAAGGAUUUGGAGCAAUCAGGGAGUGUAGAAGAGGGAGGAGAUAGGCAGCAGAAACAAUCUGAAGAUGCAGAUUACUCAUCCUCUGCAAACGAAGGAAGUUGGAAAAACUCAAAGAGGAGAAAAGAUGAGGAAGAAGAAGCAGACGAGAGGGAUGAUACAUCCACAUUAAAGAAACCACGUGUGGUUUGGUCAGUUGAACUUCACCAACAGUUUGUUGCAGCAGUUAAUCAACUAGGAAUUGACAAGGCAGUUCCCAAGAAAAUUCUGGAGUUGAUGAAUGUUCCUGGGCUCACCAGAGAAAAUGUUGCCAGCCACCUCCAGAAAUAUCGCUUGUAUCUUAGAAGGUUAAGUGGGGUUUCACAGAACCAGAGCGGUAUGGGCAACUCUUUUAUCAGCCCACAAGAAGCAACAUAUGGUCCAUUGUCCUCGCUUAAUGGGCUUGACCUUCAAACUCUUGCUGCUGCUGGUCAAAUCCCUGCACAAAGUCUCGCCACACUGCAAGCAGCCGGACUUGGUCGAUCAACAGCAAAGCCUAGAAUGCCCAUGCCAAUUGUUGAUCAGAGGAACCUUUUCAGCUUUGAAAACCCAAAAUUAAGAUUUGGGGAGGGGCAACAGCAACAUGUGAACAAUGGUAAGCAAAUAAACUUACUUCAUGGAAUCCCAACCACAAUGGAGCCGAAGCAGCUAGCCCAUUCAGCUCAGUCCCUUGGGAGCAUGAAUAUGCAACUCAAUGCCCAUGGAGACCAGAGUGGUCAGAGUGGUUCUUUGCUGAUGCAGAUGUCUCAACAGCAGUCUAGGGGCCAGAUACUAAAUGAAACUACCAGCAGCCAAGUUCCCAGACUCCCAUCGUCCAUAGGGCAGCCUAUUGUAACUAAUGCAAUUGCCAGUGGGGUCUUGGCAAGAAAUGGAUUAGCUGAAAAUGGCAGAGGAACAGGAUUCAAUCCAGUUUCACAAUCAUCUCCAACGUUGAAUUUCCCCUUGAACACCACAGCUGAAUUGACAGCCACUAGUUUUGCUCUUGGAAGUGCUCCUGGGGUGCCUAGUCUCACAUCCAAGGGGACAUUUCCCGAAGAUAUUAGCUCAGAAAUGAAAGGACCUGGAGGAUUCAUCAUGCCAAGUUAUGAUAUUUUUAGUGACUUGCAACACCAUAGAUCCCAUGAUUGGGAGUUGCAGAAUGUAGGCAUGGCCUUCAAUGGUUCUCAGCAAUCCAACUCUCUGCAAAGCAAUGUCGAUGUGGCAUCAUCAGUUUUAGCUCAUCAGGGCUUCUCUUCUAGCCAAAGUAAUGGACAGGGCAGGAAUGUAUCUGCUGUCAGCAAGCCAAUAUUUUCAGCAGGAGAUGCAACGGGCCAUGUGAAUGCACAAAGUCUCGGACAACCUCUCAACACCUUUUUUGCCGAGAAUUUAGUGAGAGUUAAGACUGAAAGAGUCCCUGAUGCAAACCUUCAAACUACCCUCUUUAAUGAACAGUUUGGUCAGGAAGAUCUCAUGAGUGCGCUUCUCAAACAACAGCAGCAGCAGCAGCAGGCAGGCAUUGGACCAGCUGAAAUUGAAUUCGACUUCGAUGGGUAUUCCCUGGAUAAUAUUCCUGUGUAGGACAUACCCCGUGCUCGGUUCUCUUAGCUAUUGCAGUUUCUAAUGUACAUAUCUGCUGCUACAGAUGAAUUUGAUUUCUCUCUGUGCAACUUGAGGGUGGCAAUUCAAGUCAGUGUUUUGUUAGAAAAAAAAAAAACAGAAAGGAUUGUUUGGUUUCUCUUAGCCACAUUUCUCUUGUGAUUAUCAUGUUCUUGCUGUUUCAGUUUGGAACAUUAAAAAAAUUCAGGCAAAUGGAAGUCGAGGUGGAUAAAUUCCAAAUGGAAGAAAAUUGGGAAGCUCAUAAGAUACAAUUGCAUGGCAUGCAAAGGCUUACCUGCCAAGUUUUGUCUGCAUUUCAUUGGAAAAGCCAGCAAGAAGCAACUCAUUAUAGGGUGCUCGUGCGAAGUUUUCGGUGGCUUGGGUUGUGGAAAGUUGGAAUCAACUUCUUAGACAUCUGCAGAAUUCUAGGAACCUUUCUAACUCUAAUAAUAGAUCAAGUUUGAUUUUGUUUUCAACUCCUUGUUUUUUUAUUUAUAUUUAUUAAUUAAGGGAUUGACCUUGAUGUACAUAUUCUAUUUGAUUGCUCUAGACACAAGUCUGAGUAUGUCUUUCCCUGGAUUUUUCUAGUAAUUUUAGGAGGUCCUCGUUUUCAUC
Molecule: messenger RNA, 2946 nt
Organism: Populus nigra (black poplar)
Lineage: Eukaryota; Viridiplantae; Streptophyta; Magnoliopsida; Malpighiales; Salicaceae
Product: two-component response regulator ARR2-like
Exons: 6
Coding region: 271-2313 (680 amino acids)
Biological process (GO): cytokinin-activated signaling pathway; phosphorelay signal transduction system
Molecular function (GO): DNA binding; DNA-binding transcription factor activity
Source: RefSeq, a predicted model, not a curated record